This is a messenger RNA of Eruca vesicaria subsp. sativa (arugula), 979 nucleotides long. The record is from the annotation of a GenBank genome assembly. Lineage: Eukaryota; Viridiplantae; Streptophyta; Magnoliopsida; Brassicales; Brassicaceae.
GUUAACUGAUCAAGAGUAUAUGGAGCUUGUGUUUGAGAAUGGGCAGAUUCUUGCAAAGAGCCAAAGAUCCAAUGGCUCUUCUCUGCAGAAUCAACGUACGAAAUCGAUCGUGGAUUUGUACGAGGCCGAGUAUAACGAAGAUUUCAAGAGGAGUAUUCAUGGUGGUGAUAGUCGUGACAAGAAUCUUGUAGACACACAGGUUGUUCCAGAACCUCUUGUUGUUGCUGCAUAUGAAGCAAACCAUACUUUGAAAGCUUCUUCAUCAAAGAGGAUGGUAGUUGAUUAUGAGAACCGAAAGGAUAUGGAGUUUAUACCUCCUGAUGAGCAAUCUGUGGUUGCUGAAAGAGAGGUCGAACUGGGCUAUGAAUCCAUGGAUUUUACUGAAGACAGUGAAGGAUCGACAUAUCUAAGCAGCAGUCUAGAUGAUGAAUCGGAUGAUGUGAGGCCACUAGUUUCUGCAAGAACAAGAAAGGUUUUGGUCAAGAGAAGACGCAAACAGAAGCAAACAAACGACAUCAACAAGAAAAUGCGCACUUUGCAGGAUCUACUACCUAAUUCUCAAAAGGACGACAACGAAUCGUUAUUAGAUGAAGCAGUCAAUUAUAUGAUGACCCUUCAACUUCAAGUUCAGAUGAUGACGAUGGGUAAUAGAUUUGUUACACCAGCAACGAUGUUGCCUUUAGGGCCGCACUACUCUCAGAUGGGUCUAACAACAAGUAUGCAAAUGGGCGUACCACAGUAUCAGCCUGCGCCUGUUCUAGGAGCUGGCUUGCCAUUAGUUAGUAGUUCAGCAGAUGUGCUAAGGGUUUUUAACCAUCCUGGACUAAUGCCAAUUCAAAACUAUUUGCCCCAAUCUGUUCCGCCGGUGUGUGCUGCUUUCCCUAACCAGAUACCAAAAAACUCCACCACUUCGUCAAUUCUAUAUGAUGCCAGAACAGAUGGAGGAACUCUCUCUGGUAAAGAAUCUGAUAAACCGUGA